ACGACAACAUUAUCUGAUUUUUGGGAUUGGAAUGGAGUUGUUUGAUUGAAAUGGAUAUCACAUGGCCUAUGAAAUGAGAUCUGAGGAAUCUUUGUUACUUCCUUUUAAAUACGAAGUACUUGAUCAAAGGUGCAGAGGAGAUGCCUUUCUAGUUAUUGUUCACUUCAUGCCACAAAUUUACCCCUUGCCUUUGAUAGGAGUUUUGUGUUUUUAGAGUCUUAUUAUUAUUAUUUUAUUAAUCGUGUGGUAGUUGAUAAGUGAUAUUGAAGUUUGAAGACUCUCUAAAUUUAAUAUCCACGAGUUUGAUAGAAAUGAAUUACUGGAAAUUCUCUUGAUAAAACAAAGUGGUGAUUGAUAGUGGUAGAGCUAAACGUUUGUAAGUGAGGUCAAAUAAUGGUAUAGUACUACAUGGUCCACAUCUCAUGAUCUAUAAGCUAAAUGAUGGCACAAACAAAGGUCAACAUAACUGCACACUUGAAUAAUUAAAGUAUUUUAAUGUGACUGGACAAGUUUGAGUAUGGUAAUGGUAUGCUUAUCUUAUUCUUUGCUACUACCUCCGUUUCAAAAAAAUCUUUACAGUUACUAUUUGCACGGACUCCAAUGCAAUAUUUAACUACAAAUAUAUCCAAUUUCGUAUGUGAAAAAUUUAUAAAAAUUUGAUAUUCUGAAAAUACAUCCCGAGACCAAUCUAACAAGAUCUUACAUGUAACGUUUUGAUGUAUAUAAUUGGGAGAAUUUACGGUCAAAGUUUUUUACUUUGGACACAUUUUUCAAAGCGUAAAUAACUUUCUGAAACGGAGGUAGUAUCUUUUAAUUUGGCCAAAUGUCUUUUUCCUUUGUCUUCCUAACUUUCUCCUAUAGUUGAGUUGGAUUCAGAUUUUAGAACCCGCUUCAGCAAUAAAAAAUGAAAUAUAGAUUGUUGCUUCAGUUGGAAAAUGCUUUUGCAAUCAACUGAAGAGUAUGAGGAUGAUUAAAACUAUAAGAGGAUGUUUGUGGUUUAUUCUUUGGGUUUAUUUUUAGUGCCCACUUCAAAUAGGUUUAUAGGUGUCAAAAUUUUGAAGGUUGUUGAGGAUGUUUCUAAAAUAGGGAUACAAAUUGGUGUAACUAUGUGAGCCGACUUUUGGCAAAAAUGCGUGUUGCGGAAUUUUGGCUAUUCCGAUGCUUUAAGGGACCUAUAAGUUGGGUUUUUUUUUUACCUAACUUCGUUAUAGGAUAAUGGGGAACAUUUCCCAAAAUUUUAGGAGAUUCCGAGAUCAUGACCCAAUAUCUCCACAUUUGGUAAAAACUCGGUGGCAAAUUUGGACAUUUUCAGAAAACAAAUAGUUUAGUGGUCCGGGUCGCUUGCCAUAUACACCCCAUGGAUCUCCGAGAGGCUUAUUGGAUGCUUAGAACCAUUUACUUGGCCUCGUAAAUGGCAAUUUAGCCGAUUUUCUUAUAAACUCCAGAGAGUGUUAAAGGGUCUGCUAUAUUGCCAUUGAUUGAAUCCGAGUGUUAAGAUUUGAAUGAAGAAUAUUUUGAAAUUCUGAAAGUCAAUACGAGCAAUAUUUUUCAAAGUUGACAUGCAUUCUUAGUUUUCAAAGUUGUAGGGAGCAUACAUGUAUUUAUGUUGACUAACUCUAAUUGUGAAUUUGAGAGUUACCAAGUAGACAACGCACAGAAAAGUCCAAGCUAUAAUAUACUUAUAUUUAUACAAGUCACAAAUCCCACUGACAGUCCGUAGUAGUUGAAAACAAAAACACAUCAAAGUUGAAAACAGCAGAGUUAGAAAUAACAGGGAAACAGCCCCAUGUAGUGGAAUGGUAGGUGUGGAUUGGAAUAAGAAAGCAUUAGUGUGAACUCAACAACAACAAAUCCCAUCUUAAAACCUUGUUCAAACACCACAAAGCUGUCAUCUGCAAACCUCUCGGUAAAGUGUAAACACAUCACCAUCAUCUUGAAUUCAUCUACUAAAAAACAAUGACUUCUGUACUCAAAUCGUAUCGCUGUGCCUCAGUAUUCUGGGUAGUGGCAACGCUAAUCGUAGCAUCUGUUGUCCCUACAAGAACAAUGUCAAUGUCUAUGGCAAAGGCUGGUUGUCAGCAAAGCUGUAGAAAUUCAACCAUUAUAAUUCCAUUUCCAUUUGGCAUAGGUACAGAUUGUUACUACGAUCCAUGGUACGAAAUUAAUUGCAAUUCGUCUUCUCCAGGUCCUGAAAGACCAAUACUGAGUUCAUUCGGCGUGGAAGUUUUGAACAUAACAAGUUGUUCAAGUAGUAAGUGUGAUAUAACUGAUCUAAGAAUAGAAGUUGCAACUGAAUGGCAAAAGAUAUGUAGUGCACAAAAAGAAGUCGUAAAUGACAUGGAUAGCAGCCCUUAUAUGAUGUCAACUUCAGGAAAUCAUUUAAUGGUGAAGGGUUGUCCAGCAGUUGCUAUAUUAAUGAAUCGAAAGGGAAAUACGGUUGCAGGAUGUUCUUCAGUUUGCAAAGGGAAAACUGCAGACAGCAGUAGUAGUUGUGAUGGAGUUGGAUGUUGCUUGAUAUCAGUAGAUGAGCAAUACUUGGGGGUUGAUUAUUAUCAGAUGGCUUUGAGAAAUAAUUACGUUGAUACUAACAAUAAUACUUGUGUAGAGUUUGCGUUAAUAGAGAGGUCGUUAACGCUGGAGAAUGAGAAUGAGAAUGAGAUUGAAAGACUAGCAAGGGAUGAUCUUGUUCCCACUCUAUGGCACUGGAUGCCCCCGGCAUUACCUCAAGGAAUUUCUGACACUAGUAGUAACCACAGUGAUAGUGAUUUCUCUUGUAAAUCCUUUUGUGGUUAUUAUGAUGAAGUUCAAUGUGUGAAUAUUUGUACCUGCAAUCAAGGCUUUCAAGGAAAUCCAUACAUCCCUAAUGGUUGCCGAGAUCCAUGCAAAGAGGGCAUCAACCAUUCAUCUCUCAACUGUAAAAAGAGGUCCUUGAGGAUAACUUCAGCACCAAUUCUAGCGCUGAACAUAGUAUUGGGGUCAGUGACGUUGCUUGUUCUUGGGUAUGGCUUGUACCGUCUAGUAAAGAGAUGGAGGCAAAUUGAGCAAAGAAGUAAAUUCUUUAAAAGAAAUGGUGGCCUACUUUUACAGCAGCAGAUGAUCUCUGAAGGUGGUGUUAUAGAGAGUACAAGAGUGUUUACAUUUACAGCCCGUGAAUUGGAGAAAGCUACGGACAAUUUCAACAACAACAGAAUUCUUGGGCAUGGAGGUCAAGGUACAGUUUACAAAGGGAUGUUGCUCGAUGGCAGAGUUGUGGCUAUUAAGAAGCCUAAUAACAAGGUCAAGUCAGAUCAUUUUAUUAACGAGGUCGUUAUUCUCUCUCAAAUCAACCAUAGAAAUGUUGUUAAACUACUAGGAUGUUGCUUAGAGACACAAGUUCCUUUACUAGUUUAUGAGUUUGUACCAAAUGGGACACUUGCUAAGCAUAUCCACCACAAUCCUAAUCAAGAUUUCCAGAUUACUUGGAAGAUGCGUUUGCAAAUUGCUUCAGAAAUAGCAGGAGCUCUUGCUUACUUACAUUCAUCAUCAACUACACCUAUUUAUCACAGAGAUAUCAAGUCCACAAAUAUACUUUUGGACAACAAAUAUCGAGCUAAACUAUCAGAUUUCGGUACUUCAAGGAGCAUGAUGAUCGAUCAAACUCACUUAACGACUCGUGUGCAGGGUACGUUUGGUUAUAUGGAUCCUGAAUACUUCCAGUCAAACCAAUACACAGAAAAGAGUGAUGUUUAUAGUUUUGGAGUUGUUCUGGCUGAACUUUUAACAGGCAUGGCGCCCGUCUCUAAGGAUGAAUCCGGAGUAUGGAAAGGGUUGGCAAAUGAAUUCUUAUUCCAUUUUGAAAGUAAUAAUUUAGAUCAAAUUCUAGAUGUACAAGUUGUACAAGAAGAAGCAAGGGAAGAACAAGUAAGAGUGGCAGCAAAUCUGGCAAAGCGAUGCAUGAAUUUGAGUGGUAAGCAAAGGCCUACCAUGAAAGAAGUAUCAUGUGCAGUAGAGGGAAUCAGAUCAUUCAAUAUAUUUGAGCAAUUAACUUUCAAGGGAAGUCAUAAUAAUCCUGAUUUGAUUAUGGAAAUGGGGAAGAUUUUGAAUGAUGAACAUUAUACGGAUUCAACUACAUUUUACUCAACCAACUCUGUAUAAUUCAAUUCAAUCUAUACUUUAAACAAGACCAAUCAUUCAUGGCCUAGCCCGGCCCGGCCCGGCCCAAAUAUGUUUUUUUCUUUUUUUUUGUAUACUUGGGAUUAUAGCCCAUCAAAGUACAGUGUUAGAAGCAAUUUUCAUGUAUUUGUUUACUCCCUCCGUCCCUUAAUACUCGAAUCGUUUUCCUUUU
This is a messenger RNA of Spinacia oleracea (spinach), 4324 nucleotides long. RefSeq names its product wall-associated receptor kinase-like 10. NCBI's taxonomy places the organism in Eukaryota, Viridiplantae, Streptophyta, Magnoliopsida, Caryophyllales, Amaranthaceae. The coding region runs from base 1957 to 4134 and encodes 725 amino acids. Gene Ontology annotation, biological process: protein phosphorylation; cell surface receptor signaling pathway. The record is from RefSeq and is a predicted model, not a curated record. Gene Ontology annotation, molecular function: protein serine/threonine kinase activity; polysaccharide binding; ATP binding. The transcript is spliced from 3 exons. Gene Ontology annotation, cellular component: plasma membrane.